ACAUAGCCAUAGCAUGGAGUUGCUUGUCUGAUAGCUAAUAACUAUCCAGCUGACCCAGCUUGAUAGCAUGGUCAUGUUAUACUUGCCAACUAAUGAUUCGCCAGCAAGAACCUUUGCUUUUUGCCAUUGCAACUGUUGAGGUGCUUGGUGUUCUUAUUCCAGAUCAUUAGCAGAAAUAGCUGCAGGGUUGUCUGACUGGAUAGCAUGCAGUCAGACACCUUGAGCAUUUCACUGUACUUGUGCAUGUGACAACUAAGUCUUCAGGAGUGAAGUGUAGACCCGUGAAAAACCUUAUGCAACUUCUCUCAGCAAAGCUGACUUUUUUUUCCUCCCGUCUGCAACUACUUGACAACUUUUUCGACAAGCUCUCCAAGUAAUGAGAAGGUCAACUAUGAUGCAAUAAAAGGUUCCAAACCUUGAAGACCAUUUAGGGAGCUGAUGUCGGACUUGAAAGUAUGAUAAUGAGAAAGAUUUGUUUGCUACAGUACAGCAGGCCUACAAUCAGUCAUCUCUGCGUUCACAAACCGUGGCAGUGCUGAUAGAUACACACAGAGGUUGGCGUCACCUUAAUUGGAGAGGACGGGCUUGUGGUAAUGGCUGGACCGGAAUCCGUGGAAUGGUAUCAAACACAUGGUUUGAUGCCAUUCCAUUUGCUCCGUUCUAGCCAUUCUUAUGAGCCGACCACUGCUUUACAGGUACAGGUUUGCUUGUCCUUGUCCAUGAUGUCAGACAUGGAGAGUAUUAAGUUGCCUCAACAUCAAAUACAAACAACUCGUCAAUGAAUGGUGUGUGUGAAAUACUGUAAUACAAAGCACGGCAAUCAGAUGACAAGUGAGCAGCAUUUAUAGGGCAGAUGGAUUUCUAUCUACAUAGAGUAAAUGGCACAUUAGUGGUUGAUCAAUCGGAGAGGGAACUCAAGGAAGAUUGAAAUUCCCACCUUGCCUGCUGUGUAACAGGAACAGGAGCCCCAUGUGAGGGCCGAUCACAUUGCAGUAACCUGAGGUGGUUACCUGAUCCCACCUUGCUAGCUUUGUGUUCCUCUGGCAUGCUCAGGGGUACAGCACUCACAAAGCCCCUCUUUCUAUCGUUUGGUAAACAUCGACUUGUUUAUAUUCUGGGGUUGGAGCGGCACAGUGAUCCACAGAGUUGUCGCUGAAGGUCCCGGGUGGCCCCCAAACCUCCCGUUUUGCUGCACCCCAAUGAAGGCAUGUCAGACGUUGCUUCCUGGAGGACCCAGGAGCACGCUGAGUGGAGCCAGCCUGCAGCCGCAGCAUCAGCCCCCCAGCGGGUCUGGAUCUCUCUCAUAGCAGAUCGAUUAUAUUUUGCUACCCUAAGAAGCAAGCCAAAAAGCACUGCAAACACUCAUUACUUCUGCACAGAUGACGAAUUUAUCUAUGAAAACUUCUAUGCGGAUUUUGGACCACUCAACCUAGCCAUGCUAUACAGAUACAGCUGUAAACUCAACAAAAAGCUGAAGUCGUUCACACUGACCAGAAAGCGAAUCGUGCACUACACCAGCUUUGACCAGCGGAAAAGGGCUAAUGCUGCUGUUUUAAUCGCUGCCUAUGCUGUAAUCUACCUAAAGAAGACACCAGAGGAGGCCUACAGGGCUCUGAUCUCAGGCUCCAAUGCUUCAUAUCUUCCCUUCAGGGAUGCCUCGUUUGGAAAUUGCACAUACAACCUGACGAUUCUCAACUGCCUACAAGGAAUCCGGAAAGCCCUGCAACAUGGAUUCUUUGACUUUGAGACAUUUGACGUGGACGAAUAUGAGCACUACGAGCGAGUGGAAAACGGUGACUUCAACUGGAUCGUGCCGGGGAAGUUUCUGGCCUUCAGUGGACCCCAUCCCAAAAGUAAAAUAGAGAAUGGCUACCCUCUCCAUGCCCCAGAGGCGUACUUCCCCUACUUCCGGAAACACAACAUUACCACAGUGGUGCGGCUCAACAAGAAGAUCUAUGACGCCAAGCGCUUCACGGAUGCCGGCUUCGACCACUACGACUUGUUCUUCGUGGAUGGCAGCACACCCAACGACGUCAUCACCCGCCGAUUCCUGCACAUCUGUGAGAGCACCGAUGGAGCCGUGGCCGUUCACUGCAAGGCUGGCCUUGGGCGUACUGGUACCCUGAUAGGCUGUUACCUAAUGAAGCACUACCACUUCACGGCAGCAGAGACCAUCGCCUGGAUCAGGGUCUGCCGGCCGGGCUCUAUUAUCGGGCCUCAGCAGCACUUCUUGGAGGAGAGGCAGGCAGCCAUGUGGAUGCAGGGGGACAUGCAGCGUUCGCAGCCGAGGGGUGUGUCUCACCUCAUCUCCAGCAUGGACGACCUCACCCUCAGACCAACCCACACCUCUAUUACCACCAGCAGCCCCGCUGGCAUCCUCAGGUCCCACAGUACCGACCGCCUUCAAGAGAACGACUACAUUGGGGAGAAUGGCCUAUGCAUGACCCAAGGAGAUAAAUUGCGUGCCUUAAAGGGCCGGCGCCAGCCCAGGUCGGCCACAACAGGAGCUCUAAGACUUGAAGACAUGAAAAUGCACACCAGGUCACCGUCCCAACCUUUUAGUAGGAUGAACCUUGGAGUGGGCACUCAGUGUACCAUCUCCCCACUCAAGUCCUCCAAAGUCCCAUCAUCCUCUGCUUCCGCCACGGCCAAGAGAAUCAGCCGCAGCUCCUCCUCCUCGGCAUCCAACCUCAAGAGCUCCUUCAUUAACUGCAGGCUAGCCAGCUCCUUAGGCAACCUGUACGCAGCUGACAGCAGCGAGGGCAAUAGGAAGCUGCCGUACACGCCCUCUUCAUCACACUCUUCCUCCUCUCCUCCCUCCAUCGUCACCACCCCCAUCCCUCCGUCGGGCUGGGCCGCCUCCGUUCACGGCUACGUGGCUAACGGCGUGCACGGCGCCAAUUACCACCACCAUGAGGUCAACAACAAUCAGUAUAACUCGUCCCCUACUGGGGUGUUCAGCCCUGCGGGGGCCCCCCAACAUGCUGCAGGCAGGCUGGGCCCCGGGCCUGAUAAGUACAGCCCAUUCAGACCCCAGCAGGAGGGCUACUCUGGGCUCAGCGGACCCUCCGGCCGCUACCUCAGCCGCUCCAUACCCUCCCUUCAAUCUGAAUAUGUCCAAUACUAAAGCUGCGGUUCUGCGUUGACCAAGACCGGACUGGGCGCCAUGGAGUCUCCCACCCCUCUUCCCUGCUUUCUCCCACAUACUGAAAAGGGAAAUGAAUAAACCACGAGGCGCUAUAGGACGUAUUACAUUUAUUCUUCUCUCUUGGCAUCUGGACGGCUGUCAUCUUUGGGGGCAGGCACAUAGACAGCCACAAACUCACAAGGGCUUAUGGAACUUUGAGUUUUGAGCUUCUUCUGUCAGCUUCAGACGGCCUCGAUCCACCUUAACUGAAGUCACUGUAUAAUGCUAACAAAGGGAGAUUACCCGGCUGUAGUUAGGCUUGGCCAGGCUGUAACUAUGUGAGUGCUCUGUCUCUUUAAAGCUGAGAUAUGGCCAUAUACUGUAGACUGGAGGUUCUCUGCUUCCCUGCAUCACAGAUUUCCGUUUUUAUUUAUGUGUACAUGUGCUAUACAAAAUUACUGUGUACACAACACAUGACAUGUACUGAAAAAAUAGGAUAUUUUUAGACGAGGAUUUUAUACAUGAAACAUGACAAUUGUGUUGCCUGGAUAAAGAAAUAUGUUUAUAUUUACAAGUGGGUUAGCAAACAUGUUUUGGUUUAUCGCAAUUCUAUUUUUGUCUGAGUGUUACUACUUCACUAACAACAUCCAAAUAUGCGAGGGGUUUAUGGAGAGGUUCCUUAUCAGCAAUGUAUUGGCAGCACAGGACCAGGCUCAGGGUGAUGUGCUCUUGCAAUUAUGAUUCUGUUUUGUGUGUGAGAAUGUAGACCGCGUGCACAGGCACGCUAAUGUAUGUUCCAUAGACUGUAUAAAAACCUGUACGUACGUACUUACCUAUGUGAGCGUGUGAAUGAGACUGCAUAGUGAGUGUGUCUAGAAACCAUGUGUGUGCAGUCCUCUGCCCAUGGAGUGAAAGGGUCUCUAGAGAGAAGAGAAUGACAUAUAGGGAAGAGAUGAGUGUUGUCUCCUCUUCACUAUUUUAAAUGGUUUUAAAUCGAUUCAAUGAACUGGUGGGAUUUGGUAACCCCCAAUUGGAACUAAUUCAUGCUUAAUGUUCUCCUCUGUCGCAAGCCUACGUCACUCCUUUGAAUGAUUUGCAUCUCAAUGGGACUCAUGGUCAAGUAAAGGAUAAAUACAGAAUAUUAUCACCAAAAAGGAUGUAGCUCAUUUCAUAAACCCUCACAGGUCAAUGAUUUGACAACUAAAGUCAUACCAAUAACCAGACUAGGUUAUUGUGACUAGGUAUGUUGAGCAUGAUGAACAGUGGUCAUUAGUAGAGAAAAUGUAUUGUGUUGUUGGACCAACACCACCCACAACAUAAGCCUCAGUCCCUGCGGUAUACCAUACACCAGGCAGUUUAGCAAUCCCCUCCACAGAGACAAGAUCCCACUGCAAUAAUGCUCUUUGAAAGGAAAAGGAGCACAUUUUCAGUGUUAUUCGACAAGCUGUGGGUUAUGGAACUUGAUUUGUGGCAGCCUAUUUUUAACACAUACCUACUGUAGAACCAGUUAUGUUAGUUGUGUUAUCGUCAGGGCACAAUGAUAACAUAUGUUUGUCGCUAUUACUGAAAUAUUUCCCAGUUUUUGUCAAGAAUGUAAAAACAACGCAGAAACUUUUCCUGCAUAUUACGAUUCUUUCAGACUGUAGAAGGAGAUAAAAAACAUUUCCGCUUUGCAGGUAGAGGUUCCUAAAAAAAAUGGAAAAGCACAACUGUCCCCCAAAAUACCGUCUUUAAAAUCUCAUGCUGGAUGUCAUUGUGUGUACAAUGCAGCAGUCAUUAUCAAAGCUUGUUUUUUUACCAAUGAAUAUGACCUACUGUGGCGCGACUAACUCAUCCAUUUUCUGUUGGACCUUAUAAGAGUCCCUAUAUGCUUUUUACUUUUUCAACUUUUGUUGAAUUUCAAAGUUGAUUUAAAUAAAUGUGUACCGAAGCAUCUGUUCAUGGCUGCAAGGAUUUUAUUUUUUAUUUUGUUAGAGCUCUGUACAUUCCUGGCAGUGAAAUGUGUUUCUUUGUUUCGAGAUGGGAGAAUCUUAAUAAUGCAGGUAUUCUACCUCCUUGAAAUGUACAAUUUAUAGCGAUAAAAUUCGUACUUGAAUUUAUUUUUCAAGCAGUAUGUAAAGAAAAUCUAUAACUGUAGAUUAGUAUUCAUUUUCAUACAGUAAGAAUAGUACAAUGUCUACUGUACUACAUGUGUAUAUUUUACAGGGAACAGAGGUUGCUGAAGGAAGUAACACAAUUAAAAAAUAUACUUUUCAAGA
Molecule: messenger RNA, 5385 nt
Organism: Oncorhynchus nerka (sockeye salmon)
Lineage: Eukaryota; Metazoa; Chordata; Actinopteri; Salmoniformes; Salmonidae
Product: dual specificity protein phosphatase CDC14AB-like
Exons: 18
Coding region: 1208-3127 (639 amino acids)
Biological process (GO): microtubule cytoskeleton organization; regulation of exit from mitosis; positive regulation of cytokinesis
Cellular component (GO): cytoplasm; spindle pole; centrosome
Molecular function (GO): protein tyrosine/serine/threonine phosphatase activity; protein tyrosine phosphatase activity; protein serine/threonine phosphatase activity
Source: RefSeq, a predicted model, not a curated record